Molecule: messenger RNA, 8166 nt
Organism: Mya arenaria
Lineage: Eukaryota; Metazoa; Mollusca; Bivalvia; Myida; Myidae
Product: plasmanylethanolamine desaturase-like
Exons: 5
Coding region: 7-897 (296 amino acids)
Molecular function (GO): oxidoreductase activity
Source: RefSeq, a predicted model, not a curated record
CCGGUCAUGCGAGUAAAGCAGCGAAGGUUCGUGACCUCUCUUCGGGACGAUCAGGCAAUAAUGGCUAGCGGGUUGGACGAGAAUGUUUUGAGAAAAUCUAUGCCGGAACAUGAAAUAAAUUCAAAUAAUGAAUUUAAUCCCGAUGAAACGAAACCAAGAUGGGGUCCACAGCACGCUGGAGCAAAAGAAUUGGCAAGCCAAUACACAGCCGGAAAAAGACUGCAGGAGACAGUAUGUGUGGUGCUCACCAUUUUAUUCAUGCUGAUAGAUGGCCUGGGUUUGGUGUACUUCUUUCGAGUGGAGAACUGGGUUGUCAUUUUGGGUGCUGCCUUACUUGGAAUACUGACAGCUGACUUUCUAAGUGGUCUUGUUCACUGGGGUGCUGAUUCAUAUGGCUCAGUGGAAAGCCUUAUUGGGAAGUCUUUUAUACGGCCAUUCCGAGAGCAUCAUAUAGAUCCCACAUCCAUAACACGUCAUGACUUUAUAGAGACAAAUGGGGAUAACUUUGCUGUUAUCCUGCUGCCAUUGAUGAAAAUGGCAUACAAUUUUUUCACGAUGUCUCAAGAAGAAAUCCUGGCCUCAUACAAUUGGUGGAUGUACGUCUUCCUCCUGGCCAUCUUCAUUAGCCUUACUAACCAGUUUCACAAAUGGUCUCACACAUAUUUUGGCCUUCCGAAGUGGAUUACAACAUUACAAGACUACCAUGUGAUAUUGCCACGGAAGCACCACAGGAUUCAUCAUGUGGCGCCACACGACACCUACUUCUGUAUCACAACAGGCUGGCUCAAUUAUCCGUUAGAAGUGAUUGGUUUCUGGACAAAGUUUGAGGCUGUUAUUGAAGUUGUCACCGGACACAAACCUAGGGUGGAUGAUCUUAAAUGGGCAAAAAAGCAGUGAUUAAAUAUUCUUAUGUUUUAUAUUCCUUGUAAAGUAUCGUAAUUCACAUUUUUGGUGUUUUGUGUUAAUCUGAUUAAAUUCUUAAUUUGUAGUUUUGUAAGAAAUUUAAUUUGUAAGAAAUUUAAUUUUCUUACAGUUGCUGUAAGCGAUCAAUAUUUUUUAAAUACUUGUUCUAGCUUCUGGUAUUUUGAAUUUCAGCCAACUGAUUAAAAAGGCAACUGAUAUAUACUAGCUGAGUGACUAUUAGUAGCUGACUGACUAUUAGUCAGCUGAUUAAAUGUGACAAAAGUUAAUUGAAAAAUGAAUUCAGAGUCUGGGUUUAAGCCUAUUAGUUUGAUAAAAAGUCUCAAUAUUUUCAUGCCGCCGAAGGUGGGGAUAUUAAAAUCGCACAGUCUUGUGUCUGUCCUUCCGUCUAGUUUUCCGUGUCCGCGCUGUAAAAUUGUCAUGUAGGGAGGGAUUUUAGAAUAACUUAGCACAUGUGUUCAGUACAUAAAGACAACAUGUGUGCAAGACCCACAUCCCUACCUCAAAGGUCAAGGUCACACUAACAGGUUUAUCAUUAUAGAAUGCUGCUGAUAUGCAUAAUAUGUUAUAGUUGGUCGUGUCUGGGCUGUAACUUUGUCAUACACAUAGGGAUUUUAAAAUCACUUUGCACAUGUGUUUGGUACAUUGCAAAACCAACAAGACUAGUUCAAAGUUCAAGGUCAAAUUUGAAGUUGAAUCAUUAUGGAAUGCUGCAUAUAUGCACAUAGAGUAUCCACAUAGGGGCAGUAACUUAUCAUGCACUAAAGGAUUGUAAAAUUAAUUGGCACAUGUUUGGAACUUAAAGGCGAUGUGUCGUUUGCAAAGACAAUCGACCUACCUAAAAGUUUGUCACACUAAGAGUUUAAUCAUUAUGGAAUGCUUCAUAUAUGCACACAGGUGGAGUAAAGUUGGUUUUGUCCGGGCUGUAACUUUGUCAUGCACAGAGAUAUUUUAAGAUAACUUUGCACAUGUGUUCGGUACAAGACGAAAUGUGGGGUGCAAGACCGACGUCCCUACCUCUUACUGCUUCAUUCCUCCACACUUGAAGUCAACCAUUAUGGGGGCCGGCAUAUGCUUAUAUAUAUGAAUUGAUAGCUCUUUCUGAAUGUAGGCAUAUUCAUAAUUGCAUAAUCCAUUGAACUCGAUGGCAUUUCGGGGCGCAUUCGUCACUUACUGUGACAGCUCUAUUUCUACUGGUUGAGAAGCAGUUUCCGACAGUUUUUAUACGUUUUUAUUAAAUUAUUUAUACAUGUUUAAAUACCUACUAAAAUUGUUCACAAUUUAGAUAACUACAGCUCAAGCUGCUAUUGUCGAUAUAUUUUUCACAUGUGUGACGUCACAUAGUGUAUCUAAUAGGGGCGCAAAGAGGGUACUUACAUUGUUCUGAUUAGCUUGUGAUGAUAAGCAGUUUCCAACAAAUCGAAUGCGGGGCAUAUUUAAGGUGCCUAUUGUGUGUUUUUAUUAUCCGUUUAUUUAAUAAUCUAAAUAUAAGACUGUAAUAAGAGAAAUAUUAUUUAAUUUUUCAGCAUUUACGAAAAAUUUAAACCUUAAGAUUUACGACAGUCAAUUCAUACUCGAAAUCAGGCAGACACUGAAUAUCAAUGAUAUUUUGAUUCAUUUCUGAUGGAAACUUGUGUUUGUAUACAAUUAAGUGAAUGUGGGUGCGAAACAAGCAUGACACCAGUGUUCACAAAUAUGUACACAAUGAUCAUCGUUUGUAUAAGUCAAUUUAGGAAAACCUUGUAGCUAUUCAUAGAUAUAUGCAAAUUAGGUUCACACGCAUGUGCAAUACGCUGCGCGUGCAAAUCCCCCACGUGCAAGUUUGUGUACAAAAUGAAAAAUAAACAUUAAACAUUAAAUAAUAAUAAAAGUACUUACGUGUCUCGGUAAGAAUUUCAACUUUGGAUUGCCUAGUUACCAUAUAGUUGAAUUACAGUACCUUCUUUAUGAAGAUCUAAAGAAAGUACGCGAAAAAGCGAUUUGUUGGAAACUGCUUUCCGUCGGAAACUGCUUCUCAACCAGUAGUGAUAAUUGGAAAACAACAGGCAUUUAUUUCAUGACAAUAUAAUUAAUGUUACAUAAUGUAAGAUAAGUGUUUAACUGUUAAGUUGAGCUUAAUAAUGCUUUUAAAUGUUUAAGUCUGUUCUGUUAUGUUUCUUUUUCACUAUCUAUAUAACUAAUGUCCAUUUCCAUUUUAUUAAUACAUAAUGAUAAUGUAUGUUUUUGAAAUCACUUAACUUUUGAUGUUUUUACUAUGUCCAAUUUUUACAGUGAUUUUGAUUAAAUCCAGUUCUAUAUUUUUAUGAAAAGUUAUGUUGUUUCUAUUUUUUAACCUUUAAGUUCAUGCUAUUAAGUUGUCUAAACUGACUUUAUAUGCUUAAAGAAUUAAAUAUCAAAACAUUAAGACAUCAUUACGAGUGAAGGAAAAAUCCUCCCAGACAAAUGCCCAAAGUUUUGGUCAUCAAUGCCGCAAUGUUUAAUGUUAAUUAACAAUUGGUGUUGGGGAGCAUACAUCAGUUCCACUGAUCACCUUGUAAAAUAUUUACACAUCAUUUUACCCCGAUCGAACAGAGUUUGAAGGGGGUAUUUUGGAGUCACCCAGUUGGUGGGUCCAUUGCAAUUUCCCUUGUCCAAAGGAUAACUUGAAAACUACUGGAUGGAAUUAAAUAAAACUUCAUACAAUGAUAGAACAUAAUAAGAGGAAGUGCAGUGUACAUGAACCAUAACUCUAUUGCAGCUUAUUACAGAGUUAAUGCCCUUUGUUACUUUCUCUUGCCCAGAGCAUUACUUGAAAGCUACUGGAUCUAAUUUCAUUAAACCUCAUACCAUGGUGAAGCACAAUAAGAAGUGCAAUUCACCGGAACCAUAACUCUAUUUAAGCCAUUUACAGAGUUAUUGCCCUUUGAUACUUUUUCUUGUCCGGAGCAUAACUUCAAAACCAUUUGAUGGAAUUUAAUAAACUUCAUACAAUGAUAGAACACAAUGUAUUGAGAGGAACUGCAGAAUGUAAGAACCAUAACUCUGUUUUAGCUUAGAUUUUUCCCCGUUGUUACUUUUUCUUUUCCAGAGCAUGAAAACUACUGGUUGGAAUUUAAUUAAACUUCAUACAAUGGUUAAGUACAGUAAGAGGAAGUGCAGUGUACAAUAAUCACAACUCUUUUUCAACUUACUACAGAGUUACUUCCCUUUGUUACUUUUUCUUGCCAGCAGCGUUACUUUCAAAUUACUUAAUGGAUUUUAAUUAAACAACACACUUUGGUUAAGCAUGAUAAGUGGAAAUGCAGUGUACAAUAACCUAUGAGUUAUGGCCUCUUUUCAAAGAGAUAGAUUGCCAUUCCUGUGUCCAGGCGGCAGUCAGGGGUAUUUGUCACUCCUGUUGGGUACACACUUUCAAUUUAAUUAUAAUGGAAUGCUGCAUCAUGGACCUAUAGGUCCGUGGCUGCAUGUAUGCAUAUAAAGUAUCUGUGUCCAGGCUUUAACUUUGUCCUACACGGGGGGAUUUAAAAUAAAUUGGCACAUGUGUUCCAUACAUAAAUGUGAUAUAUUGCAUGCAAGACCAAGUCCCUACUUCAAAGUUCCAGGUCAAACUUACAGUUUAAUCAUUUUGGAAUGCUGCAUAUAUUCACUUAAGAGUAGAGUGUCUGGGAAGUAACUUUUUCAUGCAUGAUGCAGUUUUGCAUAAAUUUGGUAAAUACUUGUAUCAAAUGUAGUGAUUGAUAUAUAUAUAUCAAUCAUUACAUUCUUACCCCCAAUAAAAGUGUCCUAGUAACCAUCAGACCAAUGCAACCAGCUGCUUUUUCCGCUAUGCUGAACACUAUAGCCUAUAUGUUGUAAUCGGUCCAAUCACGUGUAUUAGUAGGUCGCAGAAGACACAAAUACACAAACUAUGUGUUCAAUCAUGUGAUUGCAGCUAUCGUGAUUAAGUGUUAAAAUCGGUCCAUAUUUUCACAUGGCAAUUACGCUAUGUUGUCGUCGAUCAAUUCAUGAUAUAUCCGUUUGUUGAUUACCAAACUGUUAAAUUUAAAUUGUAAUAAAGAAGCAUUGCUGGUUAAAAACGGUUUAAAAAAGAUAAAUGUAAUUGCCAUUGUUAAUGGCGAAAGCAUUAAAACUCUGAAUAGAUUAACCUAGUCAUAAAGGAUAUCAACAGCGACAUGCUUGAUUAACUACAGAGUCUAAGAGCUGAGUGCGCCGCUUACGUCAUUUUAAUUCGCAGUAAUGAAAAAAUCGUCGUCGAUAUCAAACUUAUAGCUUGAAGCCCCGAUUAUAAAUCUAGAUAUAUAUGAUUAUUCAAGAUUAUCAGUUAUUCAUUAAGCAAAUAAAUCAUAAUACUGUUUCACUUUUUGUCGUCUGACCGCUUCCCGCCGUGUAUAUAUAUAUAUAUAUAUAAAAUUUAUAUCUGUUUUGUAUGCUUUACAUGUAUGAGUAAAAAAAAAUUGUGCUGUAAUUUUUGUAUCUAUAUAUGCUGGCUUUCAUGUACAUGCAGUUAUAUUUUUUGUCUUGAAUGAUUGCUAUUAUGAUAAAGCAAAUAUAUCUAAAAAUAUGCAAUAUUUUAAGCAUAGUGGAAGAAAGUAACUGCUUGAGUAGAAAUUUGUCAUAAGUCAUUAAAAUGGUCUUAAGGCAUGUGGUGAAUAGAUAUUGUUCACCUAAAUCAGUUCAUACAACAAUCCAACUAUGAAUAAUAUGCCCUUCAAAAUAUCAAUGAAUUUUUUUACUAUAAAUUGGGAUUUGUAGUUUUUGAAUCAUUGAAUGAUUGUGACUUUAAUACUGCCCAUAUCUGUCUAUAGUGAAUUUCUAAUCAAGUGAAACAUCUAUGUUCUGUUGAUCAACAUCCCACAUGAAAAGAGUCAACAGUUACUGCAGCCAUCAGCGAUUUGGAAUAUACUUUUGAUGUAUAUCACCAGGACUAAAUUACUGAAGAGGCGGGUGCAUACUCCUUCAAAGCAUCCAUACAUGUGCAGUUUGCAUUGGUUUCACAUCAACCAACCAAUUAAAUCCUAGCUUUAAACUAAGUGCAAGACUGUGACAUUCAAAAAUCUAUGAAGUGCCAAAACUUGUAUUUUGAAGCCACUUUUGAGGUAGUACAAAUUAACCUUCUCUUCGUUGCAAAAUGAUUUUGUGAUUGUGCUUUAUAUACCAAUGACGAGUACAUUUUACUAAAUUUAUUCGCCAACAAGAGUGAAUCUUUUUUUAAAGUUUCAACUUUUGAAUUGUUUAUACAAGCACAGUUACUUUACUCCGCUAGGAUAUUGUAUAUUAUGUAUAAAAGAAAGUGUUAUUGUUUGACGUUCCAAAGUUUAUAUUGUUAUCUACUAGCUUUGCAAUGUAGUAAUUGCCUUUUCUUGAGAUUUUAAUUUUGUACCGUCUUGUUGAUAUUGAUGCAUGUAUGCUCCAUGAAUUGCGUUUUUUUUUUUACAGUAUUUGCAACAGCAUGGUUCUAGGUGUUGCUGUCAAGAGGCGCUGUCAUAGUGCAUUUCAGUAUUUCAAGGGCUCAGCGCGUGAUGGAUGCAACUCCUUCUAUUUUCAUAUGAAGUUAGGUCUGCCUUUUGGUAGGCCAUAGAUUUAAGUAUUUGAUUCAUAAAAAGUUUAAAAAUCGUACUACUUGUAAAGGCCUCUGGCUCAUUCAUUAUUGAGUAUCCUACAAUAUCUUUAAAAUACAAUGUAUAAACAAAAUCUAAGAUCUUGUGCAAUACCUGUACCCAUGUUUUUUGCUAAUAUGCAAGUAAAAGUGUACUGGUAAUGGAAUUUAGAUGAACUGAAAUACAAAAUACCUUUAAUGUGGUCACUGUUUUAAUGUUUGUGAGCACUUGACGAACUAAUGGUAUCACACCAUCCAUAUACCAUGACUUGUGAUUUUCCUUCGUCGCUUGUCUAUUUUUAUACUGAAGAUCUUCAUAACCAUAAUAUUCAUCAUGUUGUUUGUACCCAUAAAUGUAAAAUGUAAAUGUAUAGUCAGUGUUCGGUCAAAAAGGCACAUUACCAGAACGGUUAAACAGACCAAGUCUGAAAAUGUUGACAUUUGUCAUUUCAUUGCAUUUACUGCAAUGAAAUUUAAAGAUACAUAUUUCAAUCAUUGUUCAAGUUUUAGUUUUCGAAGCAAUUACUAAAUUUUAAUCAUAAUGAAUUGAGUACUAACAAUAGUAAGAAUGAUACAUUUAAUGGGUGGGGCCGUUUGGGUAAUGGUGCUUGUUAAUACAGACAGGCUAGUCAUAGAAAUUAGCCUUUAUUACCACCAUUUGAAAACAUGUAGUCACUAUGUCUUGUACCUUGGGUAUUUGUUUUAUGCUACACUUCAAAGCUACGCUUAAGGAAUUAUGUAGUUAAAUGUGGAGAAGUGUGAGACUCACAUACCAAUUUAUUCAUAUUUUGUUGCAUUUUUAUCCAGGAAAAUCGAUUGAGUUUGUUGUAUUUUAGUCAUGUAUGUUUUGGUGUAUUAAUUGUUAUGUUAUGGUUAUAUAAUAAUCAACUCUCUGUAAAUCCACUUGACCUGUGAUCAAUAUGUUUACAAAUGAUCAAUUCCUCUAAAUUGAAUUAAUAGUGCUGUUUGCUUUACCAAACUAACCCUAUCUCGAUCUUUCGAAAUGUAUUUUAAAGUCCCAAAAUCAUUUUUAUUUUACUGUUGUCUAAUUAACUAUCUAUGAAAUUAUGUCAAAAAUAUUAUUUAUUUUAUCACUUUCAGUGUAAACUAUUCAUAAAUUCAUUAAUUAAUUAGCCUAAUUGAUUAUGUUUCGUAUUAGUGCUAACUUUGGGGCCAUGUUAUCAAAUAGCGUACAACCUUCAAUUAAAUGUGGAGUAAUUAACUAUUCAGAAAUAUUGCUUUGAAAAGGCCAAAGAACCAGUCUUUAGAAUAUCAUCCUUGCCAAUUCCUGUCUGAAAGCACCGGCCCCUACAUAUUUGCAUUUGACAAAACCUCGGCCUCAGCGAGAAGCGUUUAAAAAUAGAGAAAAUGGCACCAACAAGAUAAAAACCACUCAUUGACAAAAACCUGGAUGAGAAUCAGCAAAAAGUCUUCUCUGACCUUAGUUAAAAUGAACAAAGUUGGUUAUGUAUAUCUCUGUACAUCAUUGUGUUGUCCACAAAUGAACAUUUUUUUAUUUCCCUUAUAGGAUUUUUACAUUAUACCUACAUAGAAAAUAUAUCUAUAUAUUGCCUUGGUAUGGUACUUAUGUUUAUGUGUGCAACAAAAUGAUUUCAGUGCUCUUAAAACUUUGAAUAAAAUCAAUGCUGUAAUAAAACUGUAGUGACAUA